CAAUCCUUUACUUCUGUCGUCUGCUGCGCGUCGCAGCGUUGUUUUUGCUUCUUGUCGCGCUAACGCUCCCUCCAAGUCAGCUCACACCUCGUAACGAUUACUUUCUCUAAGAUUUAAUGUUUUAUUGCUUUUGUGUAAUAUUACAAACCACUUGUAGCUGUGGACUCCGCUCAUCUUUAGACACGUGCUCGUCGGCGACAUGACUGCGACAUGCCAGCACUACUACUACCUCGGCAUGGUAGAUGAACCAGUCGGAAACGACAGCACGUCGUGGCAAACGAACAAAGUUGGAGGUCUACCCGACUGGACUACGAGUGCCAUGAAGUCAUUACCAGGCCUGAAGUGCCCUCGGUGCUCCAGAAAUAUGUUGCUAGCAAUUCAGAUUUACAGCCCUUUGGAGAAGAGUGAAUGGUACCACCGAACCAUAUACAUAUUCUGCUGCAUUAAUCCAAGCUGCUGGAACAAGCAGGAGAGCUGGAAGGUUUUUAGAAGCCAAGAGCGUUCAUCACAAGCAGAGGAGACCACUUCCCCUAGCAGAUUAAAGCCUUCUAUGUCGUGCGACUGGUUGGAGGGCCAGGACGACUGGGGUGAUGACUCGUGUGUUGCUGGACUGUCGCCUCAAAAAGUGUGCAGUGGUAACACUCAAGGUCUGGAAAUGAGUCUGGGCUCGCUGUCUGUAGAACCAAGAGGUGCAUCAGCUUCCCCGCCUUCAAACAAAGAAGACUCGAAUGAUUAUGAGAUGGAAGAAGUAGCUUCAGUUGAGCCUGAACCCCUGCAAGACAGUCGAGCACUGGAAACCAUGAAGAUCCUGAGAAGCAGUGAGCGAGAUCACAAAGAAAUGUUGAGGGGUUUGCAGCGGCCGAGUGCAUUCAAGAGUUUUUACAUUUCCGUCGUAGAAGAGAGCGCGUCACCUGGUGAGACUGCGGCUGAUGCGCAUGCCAGAAAGUUGUUGCAAGAGUAUGAAGCAGGAGAGGGAAACGCUUUCCGGAUGCCCAGCAGAGGGCAAGGAUGCAUGACAUAUGCACAGGAGUUGUACGAGAAGGCAUACCACAGCGACGUCAUGUUCCACAGGUUCCACAAACGCUUGCGGCGCUAUCCACAACAAUUAAUGAGGUUCUGCUGGGAAGGAGAACCACUUUUUAUCAGUCCACCACCACCAUCGUGGGAGCCCACCAAAUGUGAAGCAUGUGGAGCUCGCCGUUGCUUUGAACUCCAAGCCAUGCCAGCCCUCAUUCCAAGCUUGAAGAUCGAAGGUUGUGACAAGGUGCGAGGUGCACCUGUAGAGUUUGGGACGGUGCUCAUCUUCUCGUGCAGUGCAAGCUGCUGGAAGGAGGGAGACACAUGGCGACCCGAAGUGGCGCUUGUUCAGCCAGAUCCAGAUGCUGCAUUUUGGGAGACUGACAUAUAGCAAAAUAUAUGGACAUUUCUAAAACUUGUAUGUUCACCUCUAGCACAACAGAACACUACUUCUAUUUCUAGUCAAACCAUUUCGUUCAAGAAUUUGACAUUGUUCUUUUGCUACCCAACUAUAGACAAUGCUGAUCUACAAUUACGCUCCUGUCCAGGCUUAUAUGCAUUACAAAGAAGAAAAAAAAAGGGUCAACCAAUUGCCAACGAUAAAGAAGACAAGGUCACGGAUUCCGCUUCCCGUUCUUCACUCAUCGAAGCCCAUCGGGUCUCCUUGGAUGUCCUGCAAUGUAGGAAGCACUCAGAUUCUUCCAAAGUCUCAGCAACCACGCAUCCAUGUUUGGCGACUCUCUUCUGCUACUCGACGUCCUGCUGCUCCUGGCGGGCACAGUACGAUUCACACAUUAGGCGAGAUGGGCCUCGUGAGCUUCGGCCACCUUCUUGGCGUGGCUGGUGCAUGCUUUAGCGAAAUGAGCUUCACGCGCGUCAGCAAUCUUACUGACCCCCCAGCGCACGCAGCCUCAGCACACUUGUUUUUCCUCUCUUUAGCAUCAACUACUGUUUUGCAGCGCGGCGACAUGUUGCUAUUACAAACCCCACACACACUACGAGACUUGCACGGUCGGCUGCUCUCCACUUUCCUUGCUUCUCUGACCCAGCUCUCCUCUGUCCUGAACUCGGGUGCUAACGCCAACUGGUGGAGUGCAUGGCAGUGAAGUUAGAUGGCACUUGGCGGCAGCUCGGCAGAGGGCGACACAGGCACUUGCAUCCCACCUCAUUUACGGCUAAUUAUACUCAUUCUAGAUGACAUACUUAGCUGCUGACUAUUGCUAUGUGUUCUCGGAAUUGAGAGGUAUAAUUUGACACCAUUUUCAUGUUCAUGUGACAUCUACAAGUAACCUAACCAACGGUUUUUUUCUGAAAGUGGUUAUGAGAUAGUGAGAUCCCAGAUAUGCCGGCCCCGUGUAAAAACAGUCAAGACCUUGUCUCCAAAAAACAACUGAUUGCAAUUACUUAAUUCAAAAAUGUGAUUGAUUUAAGUGACCAAGUACUGUCCCGUGAAAGUAAUUGAGCAGUAACUGAAAUAUAAUUCCUUACUUUUACAUUACUUUCCUCCCAACUUUGAUUAACACUGCACAAAUACAGUAAAUAGAACAAGCUAGCCCGACUCUUUCAGUGCAUCCUCUGCAGCCCUUCAGAAGUUGUCUUCUCUAACAAUUGCAUUUAAAAAUUUUUGCCAAUCAUCUUCCCUAAUUUUCUUGCGAGGACAGCAAGGCUGAAAACUCUCUAUGUGCGUGCUUGAGGCAAUAGUGGCAUUGUUACAAAUGCCCGAUGGGGAAAUUAGCAAACAGAGGUUGUGAAAUAUCCAAUGACAAUGAAAAAAGCGAGUCUAAAUUCACUUAACAUGAGUGUUCUGAUGUGGUGGUGCUUUUGUUGCAUAGAAACGGGAAAACAUCGCAAGAUGGAAAAUGCAGCGCCGACAAUACGGGCUGCGUGACCUGCCAUUAAGAUGAGAAAACAAAUAAUGAGUGCCGGGUUUGCCUCUCUGAACAUGUACAUCCACAAGGCUGCUGUAAGGCACAACUGCAAGCAUUGUACUGAAGUUCCAGAAAAGUUCAAGUGCUCAAAACUGUGUCACUUCUUGCAGCACGUCUUGUCAAUAAGGUAACUGGUUACAUGUAAUUGAUUAGGGGAAAAAAAAAUCGACCAAUUGCAACUACUACAAAAAUACAUGACUGAUUACAUGUAUAAGUAAAUUAUUACAUGCAAUUUGUAACAUACAAAUCUAAAUCUGCCCCCUUCACACAGACAGCCUGAACUGUUGUUAAAGGAACUGACAACCGAUUUUAAGAACCCAGUUUUUUAUGGUGUAAGGAAGAGCUCACCUUCUGUAGUGUUUACACCUGUAGUGGUUACUUUCAAAAGCGCGUGGAUAUUUUGUAAGCAGAAUUUUUCGAUUUGAGCAGCAUCUAAAAAGGAAAGAAUCCCUCCUCCAGCAAUGCUGAUAAGUGAAAGCAAUGCUAAUAGCCCACCUCGCAAAUUGUGAAUGCCGCCGAUCAUUCUGCUUUCACAGAAGUGAGUAACUGUGGUUCAUCAUCAGCCUAUAUUUAUGUCCACUGCAAGAUGAAGGCCUCUUACUGCGAUCUCCAAUUACCCGUCUUGCGCUACCCCGGUUCCGACUUGGGCCUGCAAAUUUCUAAACUUUAUCACCCCACCUAGUUUUCUGCCACCCUCGACUGCGCAUCCCUGCUCUUCGUGCACAUUCUGCAACUCUAAUGGUCCAUCGGUUAUCCAUCCUACGCAUUACAUGGCCUGCCCAGCUCCAUGUUUUUCUCUUAAUCUCAAUUAGAAUAUGGGCUAUCUCCGUUUACUCUCCGAUCCACACCGCUCUAUUUGUCUCCUAAUGUUAUGCUUAACACUUUUCGUUCCAUUGUUCCUUGCACGGUGCUUAACUUGUUCUCGAGCUUCUUUGUUAACCUCCAAGUUUCUGCCCCAUAUGUUAGCACCAGUAGAAUGCAAUGAUUGUACACUUUUCUUUUCAACGACAGCGGUAAGCUUUCAGUCAGGAUUUGGCAAUGCCUGCCAUAUGCACUCCAACCCAAUUUUAUUCUUCUGUAAAUUUCCUUCUCAUGAUCAGGGUGCCCUGCGAGUAAUUGACUUAGAUAAACAUGCUCCUUUACAGACUCAAGAGGCUGACUGGCGAUCCUGAAUUCUUGUUCCCUUGCCAGGCUAUUCAACAUUGUCGUCGUCUUCUGCAUAUUAAUCUUCAACCCUACUCUUACACUUUCUUGGCUAAGGUCCUCAAUGAUUUGUUGUAAUUCACCCCCAUUGUUGCUGAAUAGGACAAUGUCAUCUGCAAAUCGAAGGUUGCAGAGAUAUUCGCCGUUGAUCCUCACUCCUAAGCCUUCCCAGUCUGAGAGCUUGAAUACUUCUAAGCAUGCAGUGAAUAGCAUUUGGGAGAUUGUCUCCUUGUAUGACCUCUUUCUUGACAGGUAACUUUCUACUUUUCUUGUGGAGAACCAAGGUAGCUGUGGAAUCUUUGCAGAUAUUUCCAAAGAUAUUCAUGUAUGCUUCCUGCACUCCUUGAUUGCACAAUGCCUAUCUCCACUGAAUUAAAUGCCUUUUCAUGAUAUAUGACAGCCAUAUAGAGAGAUCGAUUGUACUCCGCAGAUUUCUCAAUUACCUGAUGACGUGGACGUGAUCCAUUGUAGAAUAUCCCUUCUUGAAGCCAGCCUGUUCUCUUGGUUGAUUAAAGUCAAGUGUUGCCCUGAUUCUACUGAAUAUUACCUUGGUCAAUAUUUUAUACAAUACUGAAAGUAAGCUAAUGGGCCUGAAGUUCUUUAACAUCUCCUUUCUGAUGGAUUAAUAUAAUGUUGGGAUUCUUCUAACUCUAUGGUACAGUUGAGUUGUGAAGCAUUGUGUAUAAAGGGCCUCAAGCUUUUCAAGCGUAAUAGCUCCUCCAGUUUUGAUCAAAUCGACUGUUAUUCCAUCUUCUCCAGCCACUCUUUCCCGGGACAUGUCUUGCAAG
Dermacentor silvarum is the source of this 4936-nucleotide messenger RNA. It is a transcript of the gene trus, whose product is annotated as programmed cell death protein 2-like. The transcript is spliced from 6 exons. Gene Ontology annotation, cellular component: cytoplasm. The record is from RefSeq and is a predicted model, not a curated record. Bases 200 to 1408 code for a protein of 402 amino acids. Lineage: Eukaryota; Metazoa; Arthropoda; Arachnida; Ixodida; Ixodidae.